AUGGAGCUUAGGUACCUCUUCCCACCCCCGCCACGUAUACCCGUUAUAUCGAAAAGCGGGCAAUCAAGGCACGGUGGGCCGCUCCUUGAACUGGAUGAGGUGGCAUGUGGUUUGCUUGGCGGUUACGAGAUUAGUUUCCGUGACUUGGAUAGUAAGUCGGUUCCUAGUAGUAGUCCUGCGGUAGAGCCCGUCGUAUCAGUGCGGUACAUGCGCCAGAAGAGUGACUGGCUGGGAUUGGCGCUAGAGGAUGGAGGUUCUCCGUACUACAAGAGGGGGAGGGGGGAUCGCAGCGCUAUUGAUUCAGAAUCCCUGCUGGGCUGGACUGUUGUUACUCCGCUGCUGAACGUUGCCCUUUCUAUACGUUUAGGAUUUUUCAUUAGCAAUGUCAAAGCGCAGCCAAGAAUGCGAAAUGCCGCUGGGUAUAUUAAGUCUAUUAUACAUGCCGUCGAUUUCAGAUAA
This is a messenger RNA of Aspergillus niger, 459 nucleotides long. RefSeq lists its product as hypothetical. Lineage: Eukaryota; Fungi; Ascomycota; Eurotiomycetes; Eurotiales; Aspergillaceae. The record is from RefSeq and is a predicted model, not a curated record. The transcript has 7 exons. Bases 1 to 459 code for a protein of 152 amino acids.